This is a messenger RNA of Piliocolobus tephrosceles (Ugandan red Colobus), 1145 nucleotides long. It is a transcript of the gene SCARF1, whose product is annotated as scavenger receptor class F member 1. The coding region runs from base 199 to 1110 and encodes 303 amino acids. Gene Ontology annotation, cellular component: membrane. The record is from RefSeq and is a predicted model, not a curated record. Gene Ontology annotation, biological process: heterophilic cell-cell adhesion; dendrite development; positive regulation of neuron projection development. Gene Ontology annotation, molecular function: scavenger receptor activity; low-density lipoprotein particle binding. Lineage: Eukaryota; Metazoa; Chordata; Mammalia; Primates; Cercopithecidae. The transcript has 4 exons.
GAGUGUGGCUUGAUGGAAAGCCCUGGCUCUCACCCUCAUUCCACCGGCUUCCCUAGCCCUGGCACCCAGAGACCUGCAACUUCAUCCUUCUGGCCCUUCCAGGCCGAGGCCACUCAGCCCUGCCAUUGCUUUCUUUUUCCUUUCUUUUUUUGAGUGUCAGUCUUUCCAGCCACCCCCUCCGUCUCAGGGAGGUGCCUCAUGGCAGCCCGCCCCUCCGGCCUGGUUUCCUCAGGAAAAGCCCUGAGAGGAAGCAGGGAGGGGGUUGGGAGCUGUGGGGGCCAGAAGAACCUGAGCCCUCCCACCGCACCGGCUGCCAUGGGGCUGGGGCUGCUGCUCCCGCUGCUGCUGCUCUGGACUCGGGGGACUCAGGGGUCUGAGCUGGACCCCAAUGGGCAGCACGUCUGUGUGGCCAGCAGCCCCUCUGCUGAGCUGCAGUGCUGCGCAGGCUGGAGGCAGAAGGAUCACGAAUGCACAAUCCCCAUCUGUGAGGGGCCGGAUGCCUGCCAGAAAGAUGAGGUGUGUGUGAAGCCAGGCCUCUGUCGAUGCAAACCUGGAUUCUUUGGGGCCUACUGCAGCUCCCGCUGCCCGGGCCAGUACUGGGGCCCCGACUGCCGUGAGAGCUGCCCCUGCCACCCGCACGGCCAGUGUGAGCCAGCCACGGGCGCGUGCCAGUGCCAGGCCGACCGCUGGGGCGCCCGCUGCGAGUUCCCGUGCGCCUGCGGCCCCCACGGGCGCUGCGACCCCACGACCGGCGUGUGCCGCUGCCAGCCGGGCUGGUGGUCGCCCACGUGCCGCCGCCCGUGCCAGUGCAACCCCGAGGCGGCGCGCUGUGAGCAGGCCACGGGCGCCUGCGUGUGCAAGCCGGGCUGGUGGGGGCGCCGCUGCAGCUUCCGCUGCACCUGCCACGGCUCCCCGUGCGAGCAGGACUCGGGCCGCUGCGUCUGCCGGCCCGGCUGGUGGGGUCCCGAGUGCCGGCAGCAGUGCGAGUGUGUGCGGGGCCGCUGCAGCGCCGCCUCCGGCCAGUGCACCUGCCCGCCCGGCUUCCGCGGAGCGCGCUGCGAGCUGCCCUGCCCGGCUGGGAGCCACGGGGUGCAGUGCGCACACAGGUGAGCGGGCGGGGCGGAGCGGGUGAGUGGGCGGGGCGG